AUCAAGAUGGCGAAAAAUUCAGACGUGGGUGAAAAUGAAAGCGUCAAAGACUUCUUCACCACAAACCGCAACGAUUUAUACAGCUACACAGAGUGCAGAGAUAUAGGGAAAAAGUUUUUGAGUGACUUGAAACAAGCCGUAAUAGGGGAGAAUUUACAAGAAAUCGAGGAGCCUCGCGCAAAAGCUACGAAAUACCUCGAAGAGACAGAAAUUUUACAACUCAUAGAGGUAAUCGAGAAAACCAAUGAUUUAUACUUACAGAGUCUAACAUAUACUUUCUGUUAUGUAAGAUCCCUUAAAACCAAACUUACCUGUAACUAUCCCAAACGUGUGGUGCUGGUGUACAGAAAAAUGGUCAGAGCUGUCAGCAAAAUUGACAUUUGUCUAAUCUCAGCUGUCUCCUUUGAUAGGACUUGAUUACCAAGCUUGUCUUUGAGAGACCGGAGAAACCAAUGGAAUUUUUAGUGAAAGAAAUAGAAGACGUGAAGGGAAGAGGAUCAGAAAGUCAAAGCAUGGACUGAACACCUCGCUAAAUAGACCAAUUUAUGAAAUUUAAAAUGGAAAAAAAAAAAGAAAAUACAAACAAACAAAAACAAAAUAAAACCAAAACAAAACAAAUAAAUAUAAAAAGAAAUUCAAAACAGGAGGAGAAAGAAAUACAGAUUAAACAUUGUCUUGAGAAUGUUGGAUUUUGAAGAUUCUAAGAAUGUUGUACACAAAAUGCACAAUUUAUUGGUGUUGAUUUAUUUUUUUGACAUUUAUUAUGAUGUUUGCAGUGGAUUGAAAUAUUUGUUACAACCAUGCUCUAAUUGCAUUUAUUUUUUUAGGAAAAAAGUAUAGAAAAAAAGAAACAUGUGAAAGGUUGAAAGCUAAAUAAGAGUUUGUUGAGUUUAUAAUAUUAUUCUGAAUGGGAUCAUGAACAUUAUUGUGUCUCAUGUAUGCUCAGAAUCCUUUACUGUUUCUGUAUGAAUUGAAGACUGUUCUACUUGACAAAUAAAUCUUAUAUUCAUUAACCCC
Messenger RNA from Pocillopora meandrina, 1017 nucleotides. NCBI's taxonomy places the organism in Eukaryota, Metazoa, Cnidaria, Anthozoa, Scleractinia, Pocilloporidae. The record is from the annotation of a GenBank genome assembly.